Molecule: messenger RNA, 3280 nt
Organism: Lasiosphaeria miniovina
Lineage: Eukaryota; Fungi; Ascomycota; Sordariomycetes; Sordariales; Lasiosphaeriaceae
Exons: 2
Coding region: 137-3052 (971 amino acids)
Biological process (GO): maturation of SSU-rRNA
Cellular component (GO): Pwp2p-containing subcomplex of 90S preribosome; small-subunit processome
Molecular function (GO): snoRNA binding; protein binding
Source: RefSeq, a predicted model, not a curated record
AAAAAAAAAAAAGUCGCGGAACUCGAAAUCGCAUCGCAUUCCACCAGGACGCUAAUGGACGACGACACACUGACAUUGAGAACUGCGCUUGCCGUCAGACUCGGGGAUUGACUGUUUCUGCCAUCGCAUCGCCAACAUGGUAAAGUCCUAUCUCAAAUUCGAGCCUUCCAAGUCGUUCGGCCUCGUCGCAACCAGCACCUCGAAUCUCGUCUGGACCUCGGCCGCCAAGGACAAGUCGAGCACUGGCGCUGGCCAUGCCGUUGUCGCCGCCAAUGAGGAGGUGCUUGUGUGGCAUGUCAAGAAGGGCGAGCUCCUCAGCCGCUGGCGCGACGACAACUGCCGCGCCCAGGUGACCGCCAUCGCCCAGAGCCGCACCGACCCCGACCUGUUCGCCGUCGGCUACGACGACGGCAGCAUCCGCCUGUGGGACAGCAAGAUCGCCACCGCCGUCGUCAGCUUCAACGGCCACAAGUCGCCCAUCACCGUGCUGGCCUUCGACAAGACCGGCGUGCGUCUCGCCAGCGGCGCCAAGGACACCGAUGUCAUCGUCUGGGAUCUGAUUGCCGAGGUCGGCCAGUACAAGCUGCGCGGCCACAAGGACCAGGUCACCGGCCUGCGCUUCGUCGAGCCAGAGACCCACGUGCAGACAGAAGGCGGCGACGACCUGGCCAUGGUCGUCGACAGCGAGCCCGCCGACGGCUUCCUCCUCACAACCGGCAAGGACGCCCUGAUCAAGCUCUGGGACCUGUCGUCGCGCCACUGCAUCGAGACCCACGUGGCCCAGACCAACGGCGAGUGCUGGGCCCUAGGCGUGUCGCCCGACUCCAGCGGCUGUAUCACGGCUGGCAACGACGGCGAGAUGAAGGUGUGGGCUCUGGACAUCGCCGCCCUGUCCUCGUCGGCCCAGAAGGUCGACCUCUCCCAGACCGUCAAGUUCCUCCGGGACAGGGGAACGCUGCACCGCCAGAGCAAGGAGAGGGCCGUCGAGGUCACCUUCCAUCCCCGUCGCGACUAUUUCGCCGUGCACGGAAUCGAGAAGUCCGUCGAGGUCUGGAGGAUGCGGACCGAGACCGAGGUCAAGAAGACCCUGGCCAGGAAGCGGAGGAGGAGGAGAGAGAAACUUGCCGCCACCAAAGGAAAAAAGGCAGCAGAGGGGGACCUGGAUAUGGGGGACGGCAAAGACGAGGCUGACGACGUCAACGACGCCGAGAUAUCAGACGUGUUCACGCAGCACGUCAUAGUCCGAACUACUGGCAAAGUCCGCUCUGUCGACUGGGCCAUGAGCCAGGGGAAGAAGGACCUCAAACUGCUAGUCGGAGGCACCAACAACCUGAUCGAGCUUUACACCGUCGUUGGCAGGGAUAAGCUUAAGACAAAAACCGACGCCCCCGACUACAACCGGGCCCUGGCCGUCGACCUUCCCGGACACCGCACAGACAUCCGGUCCCUAGCCGUCAGCUCCGACGACAAGAUGCUGGCAUCUGCGGCCAACGGCUCGCUGAAGAUCUGGAAUAUCCGCACCCAGACAUGCAUCCGCACCUUUGAUUGCGGUUACGCCCUCUGCUGUGCUUUUCUGCCCGGCGACAAGGUGGUGGUGGUCGGGACGAAAGAGGGUGAGCUUCAGCUCUACGACGUAGCCUCGGCAACGUUGCUCGAGAGCGUCAACGCCCACGAGGGCAGCGCCAUCUGGGCCUUGCAGGUCCACCCAGACGGAAGGUCGGUCGUGUCAGGAGGCGCCGACAAGACGGCCAAGUUUUGGGAGUUCAGGAUCGUCCAAGAGCAGGUCUUGGGCACGACCAGGACAACGCCAAGACUCAAGCUCGUGCAGUCGAAGAUACUCAAGGUGUCCGACGACAUCCUCAGCCUACGCUUCUCUCCCGACUCCAAGCUCCUCGCUGUCGCCCUCCUCGACAGCACGGUAAAGGUCUUCUUCACCGACAGCUUGAAGCUGUACCUCAACCUCUACGGCCACAAACUCCCAGUCCUCAGCAUGGACAUUUCGUACGACAGCAAACUCAUCGUCACCAGCUCAGCAGACAAGAACAUUAGGAUAUGGGGCUUAGAUUUCGGUGACUGUCACAAGGCGCUGUUCGGACACCAGGACAGUGUCCUGCAGGUCGCCUUUGUGCCGCACAACUCGGACGGCAACGGGCACCACUUUUUCAGCGCCAGCAAGGACCGGACCAUCAAGUACUGGGACGCGGACAAGUUUGAGCAGAUCCAGCGCAUAGACGGCCACCACGGCGAGAUCUGGGCGCUGGCCGUCAGCCACCACGGCCGCUUCCUUGUCAGCGCCAGUCACGACAAGAGCAUCCGCGUGUGGGAGGAGACGGACGAGCAGAUCUUCCUCGAGGAGGAGCGCGAGAAGGAGAUUGAGGAGCUCUACGAGAACACGCUGACGACGUCGCUCGAGAACGACCCCGACACCGAGGACGCGGACCGCGAGGUGGGCGCGGCCAGCAAGCAGACGGUCGAGACGCUAAUGGCGGGCGAGCGCAUCGCCGAGGCGCUCACGCUCGGCAUGGAGGACCUCAACACGAUGCAGGAGUGGGAGGCAGCCAAGGUCAGCAACCCGCACCUGGCGCCGCCGCAGCGCCACACCAUCUUCGUGGCCCUCGGCAACAUCACCGCCGAGGUCUACGUCAUGAGCGUGCUGCAGCGCAUCAAGGCGUCGGCGCUGCACGACGCGCUGCUCGUGCUGCCCUUCGCCUCGGUGCCCAUGCUCUUCACCUUCCUUAACCUCUUCGCCCUGCGCUCGCUCAACAUCCCCCUCACGUGCCGCAUCCUCUUCUUCAUGCUCAAGACGCACCACCGCCAGAUCGUCGCCUCGCGCACCAUGCGCGCCAUGCUCGACGGCACCCGCGCAAAUAUCCGCGCCGCCCUCAAGCGCCAGAAGGACGAGAUGGGCUUCAACAUCGCCGCCCUCCGCGUUGUUGGUCUGCAGCUCCAGGACAUGAGCGUCAAGGAGUACGUCGACGACAAGUGGGACGCCGACGUCGAGGCCGCCAACGCCUCGGCCCUCCGCAAGCGCGCCUUUGUCCACGUGUCGUAGCAGCCCAGGCCAGGGCUGUUGGAUCUAAAUAUAAAAGGAAUGAAAUAAGAUGUUGGGAAAAUAAAAUAAAACAUCAUCUCUCUAUAUUUUUGUUGUUCGGUGUUCGUGUCGGUAGGUAGGUAUGUUAAAAUGGGUGGGCAUGGAAUGGAAUGGAAUGGAAUGGGUUCAUUGGUUUAUUUUUCCCGGAGCUGCGGUUUAAACAGAACCGAAAUAAAAUAAAACUAAAGU